Molecule: messenger RNA, 783 nt
Organism: Lachancea fermentati
Lineage: Eukaryota; Fungi; Ascomycota; Saccharomycetes; Saccharomycetales; Saccharomycetaceae
Source: the annotation of a GenBank genome assembly
AUGGUUCUGGAAGCUACAGUUCUAGUGGUUGACAACUCAGAGUAUUCGAGAAAUGGGGACUUUCCAAGGACAAGAUUUGAAGCGCAAAUUGAUGCAGUAGAGUUCUUGUUCCAGGCAAAAAGGAACAGCAACCCUGAAAACACUGUUGGGUUAAUAUCCGCCGCAGGUUCGAAUCCAAGAGUGCUAUCUACUUUCACCUCAGAGUUUGGUAAGAUCUUAUCGGGAUUACACGACACAACUAUCGGUGGAAACAUCCACCUUAGCACUGCGAUUCAAAUCGCUGCCCUCACCUUGAAGCAUCGUCAAAAUAAAGUUCAGCAUCAGAGGAUUGUGGCAUUUGUGUGUAGUCCGGUAUCUGACAACAAGGAGGAUUUGCUGAAGCUUGCCAAGAAACUGAAGAAGAACAGAAUCGCAGUCGACAUCGUCAAUUUUGGUGAAACUGCUGCAAACACAGGGAUCCUUGAGGAAUUCAUACAGGCAGUUAAUAACUCACAGGAAGAAAGCAGUCAUCUGCUCACAGUUUCACCAGGGCCAAGGUUAUUAUACGAGCACAUCGCAUCCUCUCCUAUUAUUCUCGAAGAAGGAGCUGAGUCUGGCUUCGGUGCUGUGAACCAGCCUGGUGCAGGAGGUGACGAUUUCAUGGAUUUUGGUGUCGAUCCCUCGAUGGACCCGGAACUGGCUUUGGCGUUACGCCUGUCUAUGGAAGAGGAACAGGCAAGACAAGAGAGACUAAGGCAAGAACAGGAGACCAAUGCCAAAAAAGAAGAGAACAAUGCCAAUUAG